GAGCACACGCGCGCUCUCUCUCUCGCUUUAUUUAAACCUGUGGUGUAAAUUUCCGUUCCUCGAAUUCCAUGCCUCUUCUUCUUGAUCGUUUUUCCCUUUUCCCAAGAUCUUUAAUUCGAAGAAAAGCUGAGAUCCAGUGAUUGGAAACCAGAAUCAGAAUAAAAAAGAAAAAGAAAAAAUUUCGUUCGGCUGAGUCGGAAUGUUCGGCUCCACUAAUCCGUUCGGGCAGUCGUCGAGCAGCGUGUUUGGAAGCCCUUCGUCGUUCGGGCAGGCAAACAGUGCCAGCAGCAACCCGUUCGCGCCGAAGCCUUUCGGCAGUACGACUCCUUUCGGUUCGCAGAGUGGUGGUUCGAUCUUCGGAAGCACUGCCACCGGCGUAUUCGGGGUGACACAGGCUGCUUCUUCUGCUCCGGCGUUCGGCGCGUCGGCGGCCACUGCCUUUGGCAGCUCGCCUUUUGGUUCUUCGUCGUCCACUCCGGCGUUUGGGUCAACUUUGUUUGGCCAGAAGUCUGCUUUUGGUGGCUUUGGAUCAUCUCCUAGUCAAGGUAGUCCAUUUGCUGGUACAUUUCAACAAUCACAACCAGCAUUUGGAAGUAGCUUGUUUGGUUCCACAUCACCUUUUGGUUCAUCCAGUCAGCCUGCAUUUGGUGCGACAACCACUCCAGCAUUCGGUGCCACAAGCACUCCAGCAUUUGGUGUCAGCACAGCUCCAGCAUUUGGUGCUUCAAGCACACCGGCUUUUGGGUCUACAAUAGCCAAUCCUUUUGGUAGUACUUCCAGCGCAUUUGGCAUUUCUACACCUGCUUUUGGUGUUUCCAGCACACCUGCAUUUAGUGCUUCCACUGCACCUGCAUUUGGAGCUUCUUCAACAUCUGCUUUUGGUGCAUCAAAUACUCCUUUUGGUUUUGGAUCUUCUCCUGCAUUUGGUCAAUCAACGCCAACAUUUGGGAGUACACCAUUUGGUACAACUCCUUUUGGUGCUCAGAGUUCUCCUUUUGGAACACAAACUACAACCCCAACUUUUGGGAGCACAAAUUUUGGUCAGUCAGGAUUUGGCAGCCAACAGUUAGGGAGUAGGGUUGUAGCUUACUCACCCACACCUGAGGAUGGAGGGAUUGGCAGUACUGGACAGACUUUGGGAAAGCUGGAAUCUAUAUCUGCUAUGCCUGCAUACAAAGAAAAAAGCCAUGAGGAGUUGAAGUGGGAGGAUUAUCAAAAGGGGGAUAAAGGGGGGCCAAGUCCUGCUAGCCAACCAAGUUUCGGGCAAUCAACCCAGUCUAGCCCUUUUGCUACGUCUGCAUUUGGUCAGACAACAUCAAAUCCAUUUUCCACUACUACUUCCACUGGGAUGUUUGGUUCCAAACCAGCAACCUUUGGUUUCACAUCUUCUUCCUCUUUCAGCUCUCCUUUUGGUUCAUCCUCAUCAAGUCCUUUUGGGGCAACAUCCUCAACUUCAUCAAUUUUUGGGGCACCAUCAGCACCUGCAUUUGUGGCCACUACUACAUCUCCCUUUGGAGUAGCGAGUGCACCUGCAUUUGGUUCAUCUUCUCCCUCACUUUUUGGUUCAACAUCUGCACCAGCUUCAACUCCCACAUUUGGUUCUGGUUUGACAUUUGGAAGCACUCAGUCGUCUGGGCUAUUUCAAUCUUCUUCCCCAUCAUUUGGACAGUCAUCUACUUUUGGCCAGACUACUUUUGGACAGAGCAGCUCUGCUUUUGGUCAAAGUAAUCCAUUUAGCACCCCAUCAACUGGGUUUGGCGCAAACUUAUUCACCAGCAAUUCUUCAUUAUCCACUGGAUUUGGUCAAACUACUCCAUCACUUGCAACUGGUUUUCAGUCCAUUGCACCUGCUCAGUUGUCUGGGACGUUCUCCUUCAGCAACUUUGGCCAGACACAACCUGCUGGUUCUAGUGGAUUUGGCGGGAUAUCAAAUGCUUUCAGUCAUCUUGGACAACCGACUGCUGCUCAGAAUGCUGCCAUCAUGCAACCAAGUCCUGCAAAUCCUUUUGGAACACUUCCAGCAAUGCCUCAGAUUUCCAUUGCACGACAAGGAACUGCUCCCUCUGUUCAAUAUGGAAUAUCGAACAUGCCAGUUGUUGAUAAGCCUGUGGCAGUUAGGAUCUCUCCACUGCUGGUUUCAAGGCAUGGUUCUCGGAGAUCACGGAUCAGCUUACCAUCUAGGAAACAUCAUCCUAAAGAUGACAGUCCUAAGGUGUCAUUUCUUACUGAUGAUGAAGAAACUCCCACCACACCAAAGGCAGAUGCUCUUUUUAUUCCAAGGGAGAAUCCCAGGGCCCUUAUUAUCAAUCAUCCAAAACAGUGGCCUUCUGUUCCACCAAUUAAGCAAAACCAAUUGGACAAGCAGUUGGGUUCCAAUGAGAAUGAAAAUUGCAAAUUAACAGAUGAUGGACCUCCUGCUCCUCCACUGGAAGAUGAAUCUGUAGAACACCAUGAAAAAGCUGCAGAUCAUGAUAUCUCGUUAGGCAAGGCUAAUGUGAAGAAUGCAUCUCCACCUCUGAAAGAAACACAAAAGCAGAAUGGAAUUGGAGACAAUGAGAAUCACAAAGGAGGUGGCUAUAUAUCACUUUCUGGUCACAGGGCUGGCGAGGCAGCAAUUGUUUUCGAGUAUGGGGCUCGAAUUGAGGCGCUCAUGCCAAAGCUCCGUCAUGCUGACUAUUAUACAGAGCCGAAGAUCCAAGAGUUGGCAUCCAGAGAAAGAGACGAACCAGGCUACUGCAAACAUGUGAAGGAUUUUGUGGUUGGUCGUCGGGGCUAUGGAAGCAUCAAAUUCUUUGGAGAGACAGAUGUACGGAGGCUUGAUAUUGAGAGCAUCGUUCAGUUCAAUAACCGUGAGGUGCUUGUGUAUAUGGAUGGAGUGAAGCCCCCCGUUGGUCAAGGACUCAACAAGCCUGGAGAAGUCACUCUGCUGAAUGUUCGAUGUGUGGACAAGAAGACAGGUGAGGUGGUGACCAAGGGACCACUCGUGGAGAAGUACACAAAGUUGCUUAUCAAAAAAGCUGAGGAGCAAGGCGUGGAGUUUGCGUCUUAUGAUGCUGUGAAUGGCGAAUGGAAGUUCAAGGUUGAUCACUUCAGUCGGUAUGGUCUGAGCUAGCAAGGCAAUCCUGGUUGAUGCAUGUGAGCCUCUGGGUGGUACAUGGCCCAGAGGAAGUACAUAUCUAGUUAAGUUCACCUUUUCCCAACCUUCAGAGCAGAUUGCAUCAUUCUAUGGUUUUCUUUGUACGAGUGUAUGCAGUAUGCAUGUUUAAGAGUGAGUGUAGUCAUUAAGCAUGUCUCUCCAUGAGAGGCUGUUGUACAUAGGUAAAGACGGCUUCCUGUGGCUGGGGUGCUUCCAGGAGGUCAUGCAGGGGAAGGUUUCGGUCUCUCAUGUUCUUGCAAGGGAGUAUUUUCAAAGUAUUGUUUCUGUGCAUAUUACAUCUGCAUAUAAGUAAGAGCAUGGUUUACAAGAUUCUUUUAGCUGAACAAAAAGUUGAUUUUUGAGAAAUUUAUAUAUUACAGCUCAACUCUUUAGAGUC
This is a messenger RNA of Nymphaea colorata (pocket water lily), 3533 nucleotides long. Its product is annotated as nuclear pore complex protein NUP98A-like. Gene Ontology annotation, cellular component: nuclear pore cytoplasmic filaments; nuclear pore. The transcript is spliced from 13 exons. The coding region runs from base 200 to 3112 and encodes 970 amino acids. NCBI's taxonomy places the organism in Eukaryota, Viridiplantae, Streptophyta, Magnoliopsida, Nymphaeales, Nymphaeaceae. Gene Ontology annotation, molecular function: structural constituent of nuclear pore. Gene Ontology annotation, biological process: post-transcriptional tethering of RNA polymerase II gene DNA at nuclear periphery; RNA export from nucleus; protein import into nucleus. The record is from RefSeq and is a predicted model, not a curated record.